AGUGAUAACUGAGAAAAUGGCAGAAGCAGCACAAAGCAGCAAAAGAGGAACUCGAUGGUCUCUCAAUGGAGUCACAGCUCUUGUCACUGGUGGCACCCGUGGCAUCGGGCAUGCCAUAGUGAAUGAUCUAGUUGGAUUUGGAGCUGCUGUGCACACAUGUUCAAGGACCGAAUCAGAGUUGAACAAGUGCUUACAAGAAUGGAGGAGCCAGGGAUUUGUGGUUACUGGCUCCGUUUGUGAUGUUUCAUUGAGACCCCAGAGAGAGAACCUUAUUCAGGAAGUGGCUAACACCUUCAAUGGCAAGCUUAACAUCUUUGUAAACAAUGUUGGAACAAAUUUGAGAAAACCAACAACUGAGUAUAGUGCUGAAGAAUUUUCAGAGCUCAUGACAGUUAAUUUUGAAUCUGGAUUCCAUCUGUGCCAACUUGCAUACCCUCUUCUAAAAGCAUCCGGAAUGGGAAGCAUUGUGUUCAUAUCAUCUGUUGCAGGUGUUACAAGCUUAGGCACUGGAUCCGUUUAUGCAGCAAGUAAAGCUGCAAUCAAUCAACUCACAAAAAAUCUAGCCUGCGAAUGGGCAAAAGACAACAUAAGGAGCAACUGUGUUGUACCAUGGGCAACCAGAACCCCCCUUGUUGAAUAUUUAUUUAAGAACCCACAGUUUGUAGAGGAUAUUCUAUCUCGAACUCCGCUUAGGCGCAUCGCAGAACCAGAAGAAGUGUCAUCAUUGGUGGCUUUCCUGUGCUUGCCUGCUGCAUCAUACAUCACUGGACAAAUUAUUUCGGUUGAUGGUGGAUUAACAGUGUAUGGAUUCCAACCCAGCAUGAGAAUUACCUGAAGUUCCAUUAGUUGCUCCUAGUUGAAGACCUUGAUCUCAUUCUUCAAUUUCAUUCUUUUAUGAAUUGAUUGUUCCUUUUAUUCAAACUCAGUUGUAACUUGUAUCAUUAUUUAUAAACAAUGAAGCCUCUACUGAGAGAGGUAUCCACAAAUAUGGACUAGCAAAUUCAAUUUAUCAUUUGAUGAUGAUUUCACCUUUGAUUGAGGAAUUCACAUUAACUAGUCAACGAAAGUGAGUAUAUGGAAA
This is a messenger RNA of Arachis stenosperma, 1081 nucleotides long. RefSeq names its product tropinone reductase homolog At5g06060-like. Gene Ontology annotation, molecular function: oxidoreductase activity. NCBI's taxonomy places the organism in Eukaryota, Viridiplantae, Streptophyta, Magnoliopsida, Fabales, Fabaceae. The coding region runs from base 17 to 835 and encodes 272 amino acids. The record is from RefSeq and is a predicted model, not a curated record. The transcript is spliced from 5 exons.